UUAAACUUAACAUUCAUUAUUUAGAACUUUAAGUGCGAACACAGUUUUGUUUAAUAAAAAAAAAACAGAAAAAUGUUAAAGUUUUUAAUAGUUUUAACUCUAGCAGUGGUGGCUAUUAAGGCCUACGAUUUCUCAGAUGUGGAUUAUAAUCAAUUUUUAUUUGAUGAAUUUGAGUUUUUGAAUGAAGAUGUUGCUUUGUCUCGUCAAAGACGUGAUGCUGAAGUUACUCCCACUGGUGACAAGAAGGAAUGUGGGGGCAAGUGGAAAAAAGAUUUUGCCUGUUGCGUUGGCGACAAGCUCGAUAUGGAGCAUGUUAAACAAAUGAAAGAGGUUAAGAAACAGUGUGCCAUGAAAUUGAGAGCUAAUAACUCUGAUGUUGAAAACUUCGAUCCCUUCGACUGCGAAAAGAUGAGCAGAAUUAAACAGUUGAUUAUUUGUGAAGGUGAAUGCUUUGCCCGCGCCAUUAACGUACUUGACGAAAGCGGUAAAUUAAAUCGUGAAGCUAUUAUCAAACGUUUUGCUGAUCAUAUGGUAGUUGAAAGUGAUUGGAAAAAGGCUGCCUAUGAAGGUUAUGUAGACAAGUGUUUGGCUCAGGUCGAAGCCAAACAACAGGAAGUAAAAGAACCACAAUGCAGCACUGCUCCCAUGGAAUUUCAUCACUGUAUAUGGGGUGAAUUUAUCAAUGGUUGUCCAGCUGAUUUACGUAUCGAUUCUCAUAAGUGUAAUAGGAUGAGAGAGCGUCACGCUCAAGGUACUGCUUAUUUUUUGAAUAAACAUUUAUUGCAUGGUUUCUUGCAUCACAGUCAUCGGGGUCAGAGUUCGGAACAAAAUGAAAAGUAAAGUAUUUAUUUUAUAAUUUAUUUUGAAAACAUAAAUAAAUGAAAAUAUUUUAUAAUAGAAA
Messenger RNA from Lucilia cuprina (Australian sheep blowfly), 901 nucleotides. RefSeq lists its product as uncharacterized. The transcript is spliced from 3 exons. Bases 73 to 840 code for a protein of 255 amino acids. Lineage: Eukaryota; Metazoa; Arthropoda; Insecta; Diptera; Calliphoridae. The record is from RefSeq and is a predicted model, not a curated record. Gene Ontology annotation, molecular function: odorant binding.